CAUGAGCCAUGCUAUCUGACUUGUUUUCGCUCACAGCAACAGGCCCGACCUGACGGCCCCCACGCCGCAAAACACGCCUCUUACAAACGCUCCUAUUACUCGAGAGGCACUCUCCCGACCAACUGUUGGAACCAUCGGCGAAGAUGAUGAGGACGGCGUCAAGGACCUCGCGUCUAACCCAGCUCUGGCUGCCAUGAUGCAGAGCAAGCUUUCUGGUCUGGUCGGUCGUUCAUCCGGCUACAUCGAGUCGCUGCCAGACCACAUCAAGCGUCGCGUGGAAGGCUUGAAAGGUCUGCAGGUCGACCAUGCCAAGGUGGAAGCAGACUUCCAGAAAGAGAUCCUCGAGCUCGAGAAGAAGUACGCCGAAAGGUACCGCCCCCUGUACACUCGCCGAGCGGAGAUCAUUGCCGGCUCUGUCGAGCCCUCGUUUGAAGAAGUAAAGAAGGGCGAGGAAUCAGACCCUCCUGAGGAAGACGAGGAUGAGCCCAAGGAGCCCAAGGCAAGCCUGGCCGAUGCCCAGGCUCCCGCCAACAGUGAGAAGGGUAUCCCCGAAUUCUGGCUCACAGCCCUCAAGAACCACGUUGCCCUAUCGGAGCUCAUCACCGAGCGCGACGAGGAUGCCCUCAAGGCGCUCAGUGAUAUUCGCAUGUCGUACCUUCCUGGCACUCAGGCUGGGUUCAAGCUCGAGUUUCACUUUGGUAGCAACGAGUUCUUCACGAACACGCUUCUGACCAAAACUUACUACUACCAAGAUGAGGUCGGAUACAGCGGUGAUCUCGUUUACGACCACGCAGAGGGAGACAAGAUCGAGUGGAAGGAAGACAAGGAUCUGACUCACAAGAUCGAGACCAAGAAGCAACGAAACAAAAACACAAACCAGACUCGUACUGUCAAACGUUCUGUGCCUGUCGAGUCCUUCUUCAACUUCUUCUCUCCACCCAAGCCUCCCAAGGAUGACGAUGCGGACGAGGAAGCUGACUUUGACGAGCUUGAUGAGCGCCUGGAGCUUGACUACCAAGUCGGAGAAGACCUCAAGGACAGGAUCAUUCCUCACGCCGUUGACUUCUUCACUGGCAAAGCCUUGGCUUACGAGGACGAUCUGUUGGACGACGAAGAAUUUGACGAGGACGAUGAGGACGAUGUGGGUAGCGAUGAGUGAUUGUGGAGACGUCAGAAGGUUCUUCACAUGCAGAAAGACUUGGACUAUGUUGUCGAAACGCUGGGCGCUGGCUGUCGAAACGACUCGGCCGCUCACACGAGCUUCGCCUGUCCUUUCUCCGUGCCCCUAUCCGCCUUCCCUCUCGCUCGCAAUCAAUACCAUCACAUGAAACUUCCCAUGCGCAUUCAAUGCCAAUCGGG
This is a messenger RNA of Ceraceosorus guamensis, 1359 nucleotides long. RefSeq names its product nucleosome assembly protein. Gene Ontology annotation, biological process: nucleosome assembly. NCBI's taxonomy places the organism in Eukaryota, Fungi, Basidiomycota, Exobasidiomycetes, Ceraceosorales, Ceraceosoraceae. Gene Ontology annotation, cellular component: chromatin; nucleus. The transcript is spliced from 5 exons. The coding region runs from base 194 to 1159 and encodes 321 amino acids. The record is from RefSeq and is a predicted model, not a curated record. Gene Ontology annotation, molecular function: histone binding; chromatin binding.